UGACGUUCGGCUCGUGUUCGGCUCUUGUAAACAAGGUCAAGUGUUCGCUGCGGUCUUCAUUCUCCACUUGACUCGCUAGACACUUUCUGACACUUUCUCCUGCGAAGGAUCCAUCCAGCGACACAGCACACCUCCUGCAGGAUUUCUGUGAGCUCCAGCCAUGAUGAUGCAGUGUCUUCAGUUUCUGGUCGAACCAACCAAGAACAUUGCCGAGAAGUUUAAGGAUUUUCGUAAGAAGGCAAAGAAUGAAAAGAGAGAACCGCUGGACGAGAGCCAGCAGUUCAUUGUGGACCUCGCCAAGGAUCUGGGACGCGUCUGUCAGAGGUCGGAGGUUUUGGGGCACGUCUCAAAUAGUGAGGAUGUUUGGCCGACUCUCUCCUGCAGGGCCUUCAUUCUGGAGUGGGCAUCUCUGCUAGAGAGCAAGAAAAGACCAAUGCAGACGGACGGCUGGCCAGAGAGCAGCGACUGGAAGGAUCAGGACAUAGAGAAUGCCAAGAGACUCAUCCUCACCUGGACCAAAGACCUGAGGGCCCAACCUGAGCAAAGUGUCUGGCCUGGAGAGCAGGUGGUGGCGGUUUUGGAUGACUUUGAGACGCACUGGAAAAGAGGACGGAUGUCCACCCUGCAGUCGGCCGUGGAGCUGGUGUUCUGGACACUCAUCAACAAAGAACUAGACAAGGAAAACAUUCCCCAAAAGUGGCUCAUGUGGAAACAGAGGAGCCAGAAAAUAGGUGCCACCCCAUAUAUUCCUCACAUUGUGUGGGACUGGAUCUGUGAUGCAGGAGUGGAGGUGACCCUUGACCUGGACACGGCCAAUCCCGACCUGCUGAUCUCCGAGGAUGAGAGGCGCAUGCGCUGUGGUUUCAAGCGCAAAGACGUGCCCAACUAUCACCAGCGCUUCGACGGUUGGUGGUGCGCGGUCGGGUCCGAAGGCUUCGCCUCUGGCCGCCAGUACUGGGAGGUGGAUGUUGGAGAAAUGGACUGGCGUAUCGGCGUGGCGAAAGAGUCAGCUUUGCGUAAGGGCUUCAAGUCCCUGAACACCGACACGGGAUACCUGAGCCUUCGGCUGGAGCGUGGCACAGAGCUGAAGGCCCUCACCGUGCCCUUCACUGGCCUGCCGGCAUCCUUAAUUCCUCGAAAGGUCGGAGUCUACCUUGACUUCGGCCUGGGCCAGCUGUCCUUCUAUGACGUGGAGAAGCGCUCGCACAUCUACACCUACAACGAGACAUUCGACGAGAAGCUCUUCCCGCUCUUCGGAACGGUGGAGAUCGGGAAGGACCUGGUGGUCAAGUCUCCGGGGAACAGGGGCCAAUGCCUGUGUCCCGGGAUGUGCCUGUGGGGUUGAGGUCCCAUCGACUCCAACCAAAGCCCAGUGCUUAAUCUCUAGAGCAGUGGUUCUCAACCGGUCGCAGCCUGAAAAAUGUUACGUUCAGCAAGAUAGCAGGGGGAAACAUGCAAGAAAGUGCAACAAAUACAUUUUUAUGAAGUAUUCUUUGGGCUUCCCACUAGCGGAAGAAAGCUGUUUUCUGCGAAUGAGUCGUCUGAUUCAUUAGUCGCUAUUGGUUAAUGACUAGAAAACAAGGUAAAAACUAUUUGCGCUAUAAACCGUGAGUUUAGUAUUAGGAUAAUACAUUAAGAAAGUACAAUGUGAAGGAGCAUAACUGGAAGCGGACGAGACUGGAAGCCUUGCACAUUCCAGCCUCUUUACGUUGAAAAAAAGAGGGUUAGGGAGGCAACGUAAGUGGGAUUGUCAACUUAUAAAGGGGCUUUAUGUAAGAAUUUUCAUGUAUUGUUUGCUUUUUAUUGCCAAUGUGUGACCAGCAUGUCACAAAACAGAUCUUCCCCGACUUCCUAGCCUGUAUAGACUGAAUUCAUGCGAAGGACUCGGAUCGUUUUUCCCGUUAAAAUCCAAAAGAUGUGACGUUUUUGCACGCUUCCCGAAAGUAUAUGAUGCUUAUGUUCAGGAAAAUGCCGAAAGAGACGUUCUGUACUGUAAUGAUUCUAAUUCAAACUAUAGUCUCACAUAGCCUAAUAAUCAAACUAUCAUAAUAGUGUGAUUUUAAUGACCUCAUCUGUCGAAGGCUUUCACAGUAACGUGGACGGCGUCGGGAUGUUCGUUAACUGCACUGCAAAGCUGUUUACAACUUGUACUUCUAAGCGUAGAACGAAAAAAAAAACCCGUCGCUACUGUAUGAUCGGGACCUUGAAUCACAUUCAGUCUCCUGUCCGUUACGUGUUCACGAGUGCGAGGAAAGCAAUAAGAUCCUGACUGCAGUUCCCUUAACGGCCACCGGUGUCGCUAAAAACAAGGGUUUCUGCAUAAAGCCCCUUUAAAAAGGGAACACAACACUAGUGGUAUUUUGGCGCAAAUACGUUCGUCACUUGGUCGACAGACAUCCCCUCAUUCUCGGAAACCAUGAACAAAAUAAAGCUACGUCAAAUAAAAUGUGACGCAGACUACAUUAAAUCCAGGUUAACCCACUUUUAAUUGUUUCACAUUCAGUCUCCUGUCCGUUACGUGUUCACGAGUGCGAGCACAAGCAAUAAGAUGCUGGCUGCAGUUCCCUUAACGGCCACUGGUGUCGCUAAAACAAGGGUUUCUGCAUAAAGCCCCUUUAAAAAGGGAACACAACACUAGUGGUAUUUUGGCGCAAAUACAUUCGUCACUUGGUCGACAGACAUCCCUUCAUUCUCGGAAACCAUGAACAAAAUAAAGCUACGUCAAAUAAAAUGUGACGCAGACUACAUUAAAUCCAGGUUAACCCACUUUUAAUUGCUUCACAUUCAGUCUCCUGUCCGUUACGUGUUCACGAGUGCGAGGAAAGCAAUAAGAUCCUGACUGCAGUUCCCUUAACGGCCACCGGUGUCGCUAAAAACAAGGGUUUCUGCAUAAAGCCCCUUUAAAAAGGGAACACAACACUAGUGGUAUUUUGGCGCAAAUACAUUCGUCACUUGGUCGACAGACAUCCCCUCAUUCUCGGAAACCAUGAACAAAAUAAAGCUACGUCAAAUAAAAUGUGACGCAGACUACAUUAAGUCCAGGUUAACCCACUUUUAAUUGUUUCACAUUCAGUCUCCUGUCCGUUACGUGUUCACGAGUGUGAGGAAAGCAAUAAGAUGCUGGCUGCAGUUCCCUUAACGGCCACCGGUGUCGCUAAAAACAAGGGUUUCUGCAUAAAGCCCCUUUAAAAAGGGAACACAACACUAGAGGUAUCUUGGCGCAAAUAUGUUCGUCACAUCCCCUCAUUCUCGGAAACCAUGAACAAAAUAAAGCUUCGCCAAAUAAAAUAUGACGCAGACUACAUUAAACCUAGGUUAACCUACUUUUAAUGGUUUGUGACAACCACAGUGUGGCUGGUGAUAUAAGAAGACAUAAGAAACCCUUCAAGCUUUGAAGAGAAUUGUGUUCUUCAUACAUGUUAAUCGUUUUGUGUAUUGUUGAGCGUAUGCAGUUCAUAGCAAGAUUAAUAAAUGUCGAGUGUUUGAUGCUAAGGACUAUUUUUUUUUUACAAUAAACACACACUGUGUUGGGUCGUUUGAUGUAAAAAAAGAUAUAGUCCUGAUUCCUGAAGCAAAACCAGUUGAGAACCAGUAUUCUAGACCUCAUUAGCUUUAGAUAAACCACUGGGCUAUAUUAGAUGGUCAGUCCUUAUGACCGACAGCGAUCCAAGACCAAUAAUGUCAUCAAGGUAGUGCGAUGUCUUUCAGCUGCUGCUUCUGUGUCUGAACCUUAUAAUAGUGUUCACCUGCCCUGUCUGCACUUUCUCAUUCAUAUGACUAUCUCAAAUCAUGAAAAAUGCACUUUAUGUGAAUAAUAAAAAGAAAUACCUU
This is a messenger RNA of Pimephales promelas (fathead minnow), 3831 nucleotides long. Its product is annotated as butyrophilin subfamily 1 member A1. NCBI's taxonomy places the organism in Eukaryota, Metazoa, Chordata, Actinopteri, Cypriniformes, Leuciscidae. Gene Ontology annotation, molecular function: protein binding. The record is from RefSeq and is a predicted model, not a curated record.